ACAGCGAACCGCUGUCGGUUAUAUUGAAGUAAUAAUGUCGGUGUCGGCGGAGUUCGGUGAGCUGGAUAAAGAAUGGUCUGAGCUAUCGGACGAAUUCCGGAGCCUGGAGGCCGCCCAUCAAUCAUACCAGGAGCUGCACGAGCGCCUCGAGGAAAUGCAAGAAAAAUGCACAAAACAGAUCCAGCACCAACGCUACCGGAUGCGGCAAAUUACGAAAAACCUAAAAGCAUACCUGGCGAAAGAGGACAAAACACCGGAAGAGCGGGAAAUGUCGACGUUGUUGCAGAAAAAUAUGAUGAAGCGCAAAGCGCAGAUCCACGAGAUUGAACAGGGCCUGCCACAACAGAACAGCCAGUAUCUGAAGAUCAUCCUGGGGGACGUGAAUGUGUCUAUCCUGAACCGCAACGACAAGAUCCGGUACAAGGAUGAGUAUGAAAAGUUCAAGCUGAUCCUAAACGUGAUCGGGUUGCUGCUGUCGUUUCUGAACAUUCUGUUCAACUACCGAGCUUUGGAGUUGGUGUUUCUCUUCCUGCUGGUGUGGUACUACUGCACGCUCACGAUACGGGAGUCCAUACUAAAGGUGAACGGGUCGCGGAUAAAGGGCUGGUGGAGGCUGCACCACUUCAUUUCAACCGUUUGUGCCGGCGUGCUGCUCGUGUGGCCGCAGGGUGAACCCUGGCAGCUGUUCCGCUCCCAAUUCAUGUACUUCAACGUGUACAUCAGCCUGGUGCAGUACAUGCAGUUCCGCUACCAGAAAGGAGUGCUGUACCGGCUGAAAGCCCUUGGUGAGCGGCAUAAUAUGGACAUCACGAUCGAGGGCUUCCACUCGUGGAUGUGGCGCGGGCUCAAGUUUCUCUUCCCGUUCCUGUUUGCCGGAUAUCUGUUUCAGUUCUAUAACGCCUGGACGCUCUACCAUCUGACGCAGCACUCGGACGCGACCUGGCAGGUAGGAGGUCCUUUGUGGGGCUCCAUUCCUUUGCAAUCAGUCCGCUCGAUAGUAACCUUCUCUCGCAUUCCGCAGAUACCCGUGCUAAGCAUUCUGUUUCUGAUACUGUUCGUUGGCAACACCGCUACCACGCUGCUUGUUAUACUGCAGAAGCAGAGCGAGCGAACAGAGAACCGAUACCGAUUGAUGAGUUUGAUCGCAUCGAAAAGACAAACGACAGGGCGGCAACCAACGAAGGAUGAAAGCGAGUCGUCUGCCAAAGCAGACCGUACUGUAGAUUCUGUGAAAUCCAAGUAAAUUUGUUACGAAGUUGGACGCCGCUAGUGUAUAUUUAUCAAAAUUAUAUGAAUAAAGUCGCGA
Messenger RNA from Anopheles nili, 1306 nucleotides. RefSeq names its product transmembrane protein 120 homolog. NCBI's taxonomy places the organism in Eukaryota, Metazoa, Arthropoda, Insecta, Diptera, Culicidae. Bases 35 to 1243 code for a protein of 402 amino acids. The record is from RefSeq and is a predicted model, not a curated record. The transcript has 6 exons. Gene Ontology annotation, cellular component: membrane.